Perca fluviatilis (European perch) is the source of this 4691-nucleotide messenger RNA. It is a transcript of the gene cdh24b, whose product is annotated as cadherin-2B. Gene Ontology annotation, molecular function: cadherin binding; calcium ion binding. Lineage: Eukaryota; Metazoa; Chordata; Actinopteri; Perciformes; Percidae. Gene Ontology annotation, biological process: homophilic cell-cell adhesion; multicellular organism development; calcium-dependent cell-cell adhesion. The record is from RefSeq and is a predicted model, not a curated record. Gene Ontology annotation, cellular component: plasma membrane; catenin complex; adherens junction. The transcript is spliced from 14 exons. Bases 402 to 4367 code for a protein of 1321 amino acids.
GCGCGAUAACAGCGUUUGUCCUUCUUGGACUCAGUUUUGUGACCGGCUGACGGGCUGAACGGGCGACGGACGAAGAAACUUGAGACAAUCACACCGAGAUCCGACAUUCAGAGGGUGCCCAACCCUCCGUGGGAAACUGAAUGAGACGCUUCGCAAGAGGAGUGGGAAAGAACCAGCAGAGAGAGUCUUGGUGAGAUAGAGGAAGAUAAGGCAGCGUGAAAGCAGAAGGGAGAAGGAGUGACUGACACCUGCCCUCCAGCUCCAGUGUGAAGGGCACGGAAUGAGAGAGUAAGAGGAGGGGCAUGAAAAGAGGGAAAACAGAGGAGAGAAUGAAGACAACCGGAAAACAAGGCCUGCCUCACAGCAAACUUCGCUCAAAUUAGGACAUCUCGCAACAAGACAUGAUGAUUACAAGAAACCUGCUCCUAUUGGUUUCCCUGUGCCUGUGGGAGGGGCUUGCGGGAGUUGCCUUGGCCAGUAAGAUUGUUCGCAGGAGAGGGGUGCUGAAGCUAGGGGAGAGCAGAGCUGCGGACCAAUGGGAUGCAAGCGUGGAUGCGAAUGCAAUGCCCGUGGUGACUUUUAGAAACCUGAUUAGUCAUGAGCAGAUGGGUGACGCUGGAUCUUUUCCUCAUUCCAAAAUAUUGCAGAGUCAUGCUGCUCCAUCAGUAGCUAACAAGGAGAGGCAAGCUUUCAAGCCAAAGCGUGAGGUUGACUCUGUCAAUAAAAAAGAAGUGACUUUGCACAUGUUAGCCAAUAACAAGGAGCUAAACCAGGAUGUAAAGAAAGUCAAGAACAACAGCAAGACGGCUGAGACUUCUACCAAAACAGAAAGGUCCGAGAAGACGUUCACAAUCCACCAUAAGCCAGAUCUACACACCAAUAAAACCAGGUUUAAAUCAGGCUCUAGAUCCAGGAGCAGACCUGAUUUGAGUGUCCAUACUACAGGUGUGCCAGGAAAAGGAUUCAGCAUAGAUUCAAACCGAAAGCUGAACCUCACUGGCAGUUAUGGGGUUCUGAAGCUGCUGUCGAAAGAAAACCUAGUUAGGAUCGUUAAUUCCCAAAUGCAGAGCGUUCCCAGUCUGAGCUUUCCGAGCAAGGGCAGCCGGAGCAGGAAGAGAGAUUUGAUUGACGUUAAUCACAGACAGUUGGAGGCUCAGAAAGUGUUGAGACAAGAUAUGGCUGUCACUCAGCUUCACACUGGAUUUGAUAAUCAGACUGCAUUUCCUUAUUUAAGUCCAGUCACCACCCCAGAUCUUAAUCGAGACCAGGGAGCCAACACUCGUAUUAGUCCACUGAGUGAAGUCAACCCAGCUUUAAGUAAAGGGCAGGGCAACUUGGGAACGCAGGGUUCAGAUAGUGGCGAUAGCAAGAGCAAACACCUCGUCCGUUUACCGUCAACACCUCGCAGCGAGGUCAGUCUCAGCCCUGGGAAAGAAGCACCAAUCAGCCAAACAGAACCGCCAUUUACAUCGACAAAACAUCUCCCAGUGUAUGUUCCCUCUGAAACAAAUGAUUCUCUGCCAUCUGUGCUGACAAUGCAACCCUUGGGAGCACGACCGGGGAACAGAGCAGCAGAUCCCCACAGAGACCCAUUAACAGAGUCAGUUCACACUGCUCAGACAGAACUCAGCACAGCUCAGUACCCUCCAGAUGAAGACAACAAACUUGUCAACAGCAGUCAUGUCCUGAGGCUCCACCCAGCUCCCGAAUGGAGCCGCGAUACAAACGACGCUGGGAUGCAAGCUGUCGAUCCAGAAAAUGAGAAGGGCCUCGUGUUUGAGGAGGCAGAGUCCGCGGUGGAAGAGGAGGUGCGUGACCGCAUGGAAGGGAAGGGGUCGCGCUCUCGCAGCAGAAGGAGCUGGAUCUGGAACCAGUUCUUUGUGAUCGAAGAAUACGCCGGGCCUGAACCUGUGCUCAUCGGACGGCUCCACACCGACAUGGACAGGAAUGAUGGACGCACUAAGUAUGUCCUGCGAGGCGAGGGAGCGGGCUCAGUCUUUGUGAUAGACGAGAAGACAGGUAACAUCCACGUCACCAAGCCACUGGACCGCGAGGAGAAGGAUGAGUACCGUCUCACCGCCACGGCCACCGACAGGCAGACAGACCGUGCCCUGGAGCCCUCCUCACAGUUUUUAAUUCGGGUGCAGGACAUCAACGACAACCCACCUAUCUUUGAUGAAGGCCCCUACAUCGCCACCGUGCCUGAGAUGGCAAAUAUAGGCACGUCUAUAAUCCAGGUGACAGCGACAGAUGCUGAUGACCCGACUUAUGGGAACAGCGCCAAGCUAGUGUACACACUGGUGCAGGGCCAACAGUACUUCUCUGUCGAUCCCCAGACAGGUAUUCUGCGUACGGCUGUACCCGACAUGGACAGGGAGACCCAGGACCAGUACCUGGUUUUGCUUCAAGCCAAGGACAUGGGGGGCCACCUGGGCGGAUUAUCUGGGACCACCACCGUCACUGUCAAGCUCACUGACGUCAACGACAACCCUCCACGCUUCACUCAGAGUAUGUGGUCCUUCUCCGUUUCCGAGCUGGCCAUCCCCGGGGCUGAGAUAGGGCGCAUCUCGGCGGCCGACGCCGACCUCGGCGAGAACGCUAAGCUGGAGUAUACCAUCCUGGAGGGGGAGACCGGGGAAACGUUCAACAUCACCGGAGUGAACCAAGAGGCGGUCAUCACGCUCAACAAGGCCGUCGACUAUGAGAGCCGGAGCUCUUACUCCUUCUCUGUUGAGGUCCUCAACCCCAUAGUGGAUCCUCGCUUCUUGCGUCGAGGCCCCUUCAAGGACCGGGCGUCCAUCAGAGUAGCAGUGCUGGAUGCAGACGAGCCUCCGAGGUUCUCCCGAACCCGAUACCUCAUGGACGUAUCUGAAAACUGCCCGCCGGCCUGCACUGUGGGCCGGGUCAGCGCUGUAGACCCCGAUACCGGUCUUACCAAUAAUAUCAGGUUCUCCAUUGAUCCCCAGUCAGACCCAGAGGCUCUGUUUCGUAUCACCCCAGACACCGGCCUCAUCACCACAGCCAUGCAGCUGGACCGGGAACGGGAACAUUGGCACAACAUUACUGUCAUCGCCACCCAGAGAGACAAUCCCAGCCAGGUUUCCAGAGUUCUGGUUGCAAUAGAAACAUUAGACCUGAAUGACAACGCACCCGAACUCGACAGGCAAUACACAACUGCCAUGUGUGACUCAUCCUCCAUCGGGCAGGUGGUGCAGGUGUUGCGGGCGAUUGAUAGAGAUGAGGGAGGGAAUGACAGCACUGUGUAUUUCAGCAUCCCUCCGGAGUCCAGCGCCGCCCUCAACUUCAGCGUCAGGGACAGUGGUGGCCCCACAGCGAGCCUGGUGCUGCUGUCCCAGCUCCAGCCACUGUCCCGCUCCGCAUCCUCCACCCUGACGCUCCACGUGCCGCUGGUCCUGAGGGACGGGACAUCGGGCCUUACCAGCACCGGGACGGUCACUGUGUCCGUCUGUCCCUGUCUGAGAGGAGGGGCACGGGCCGGGGAGAAAGAGAAGGACAAACAGACCGAGGGCGAGUGGGACUGGGAAAGAGAGGCGGUGUGUCUCCCUCAGCAGUCCACUCUGCCUUCCCCUGGGCUCAGUACCGCCGCCCUGCUGGCUAUCCUGGCUUGUGUCGCCACACUACUGGCGGUGAGUGCACUGUCAUUGUCGCUGCGCCGUCAGAAGCGCGACUCCCUGUCACCGCUAGAGGAGGACGACGUACGUGAGAACAUCAUAACGUAUGAUGACGAGGGCGGGGGGGAGGCCGACACGGCUGCCUUUGACAUUGCCGCACUCCAGAGCGCCCCGCACAGCUCACGCUCACGUGGCUAUCGCACCCUGGACAGCAGGAAUGUACGUUACUCCCAUCAUAACCAAGACAAAGCUCGCACCUAUAGCUGGGCUCAGAAUCCGGGUGUGGAUCACAACUACUCAGGACCAAGUGGACCUCUCUAUGGUCGCCUCUGUUACAGCAGCCACACGUUACCUGUUCUCCGCCGCACACCAGGUGGAACAUUUGAACCAGGCCUGGCAGAGCUGGGAUACCGGUUUCCUGGAGGCCAACCAGACCACUCUCUAGUCAUCCAGAACCAGGGGGCCAUGGUAGGGGCCAUGGAGUCUGGGGCGGUGUACAUCGCUCCCACAGACCUCAGCACGGGAAGCCAAACGGGGAGUCGCACGGGAAGCCGUGACGGGACUGCGCCCCAAAGUGGGGUAAGCACAUCGGAUGGAGGAACGCCGAGGACCAAUGACAGCCAGGAGAGAGGAGGAGGAGGGACAGGAACUGCAAGCAACUGCACAGAGGGGAGCAGUGAGGACAAGGCCAACCAUAGUCAAGAUGUGGACUGGUGCAGUGUUAGCUCAUUCUAGUGCUCAAUUAAUAUCUAUGGCUUCUUCCAACUCUUCUGCUCAAUGUCUGUCUCUCCUUUGUCUCAAUCAUUUUUUUUUUUUAUCAUUGCCAUCUCCUGCUUUUCCUCCAUUUGGGCCCUAUGUUAUCCCCCCUCCCCAUCUUUCUGCUUUUAUUAUGCCUCUCAUUAAAUUAUCCUUCAUCCCAUUUGGUACUGUAAUCCUAACCCAACAGUACCACACCCUACCCCAGCCCCGAACUGAAACCACUCGUGCUCGCCUACGUUCCCUCCAGGUGCAGUCGGAGACAUUACCCAGGGAGCAUCACCUCGUCAUGACCCGAUCGGG